This is a messenger RNA of Tigriopus californicus, 1033 nucleotides long. RefSeq lists its product as uncharacterized. Lineage: Eukaryota; Metazoa; Arthropoda; Copepoda; Harpacticoida; Harpacticidae. The record is from RefSeq and is a predicted model, not a curated record. The transcript is spliced from 5 exons. Bases 338 to 1003 code for a protein of 221 amino acids.
CGCCGAUAGCGACACUGACGCUUCUGAUGAUGAUAACUAUUUUUGUUUUGAAAAAAGAAAAAAACGACCUAAGAAUUAAGUGAGAUUGAAUACAUCUUGCAACAUUUACUAAAUAUUAUCUUUCCAGUGGGAGUCCUACUUGUCAGGUGGUGAAGAAUAAUGGUUGACCGUCAGAUUCAAAUUAAUUCCGGAAGUGCCCCCCAGCAAAUUCGCGUUAGUCCUAAUUUUGGGAAAAUCAACCUGCCAGCCAGAAUAUACAUAAGGUAAAGCAUCCUAAAUAUUGUUGGUGGAGAAAAAAAUAUCCGCUUGAUGCUUGAACUUUUUUUGCGGACCGUCAAUGAGUGGAAAGAGCAAACUUGUGUUGGAUAUGCUUCAGCAUCGCGAUGAAGUAUUUCGAGGUUCUUUUUCUCGAGCUAUUCAUUGUGGCCCAUCUGCUCACGACUUCGAAUUUACAUCGCUUUUGGUUCAAGCCUUCCCUUCCAUUGAACGUCAUGAUCGGGUUGUGAGGCCAGAAGAUUUGGACCCAUACGCAGAAAAAUCCAGUCAAAAGCUUUUGAUCUUAGACGAUUUUGGAAAUGAUGCCAUGGAAAGAAAAGAAUUCAAGGCAUUAUUCGAAAUGGGAUCACACCAUUACAACAUUUCAGUCAUUGUCGUAGUGCAAAAUUUCUAUUCAACAGCGAGACAUCACACCACAAUUCUCCGCAACAUGUCUAAUAUCAUCAUUUUUAACCAUCGAGGCUCUAGAUCAGUCAUGAAAAUGAUUAGUUCAAACUUUGCGCCCAACGGAGAUUCUAAUUUCCUAACCUAUUGCUUUGCAACCUUGAACUUGCGAUUUCCAUUGAUUCGUGGAGCCCAUUACAUAAUGAUUGAUUUGGCAACGGACUUAAACCUACCGCCGGAUUUAAUGUUUCGAAGUUUUAUUUUACCAACUGAACAUCAAAUAUUAUUUUACCUUUACGUACUUAGUCGGUCUACUGCUGAUUGUUUUACAUUGAUUAAAUAAAAACCACGAACAUCAUGUAAAAUCAUGUGU